Molecule: messenger RNA, 4739 nt
Organism: Mauremys mutica (yellowpond turtle)
Lineage: Eukaryota; Metazoa; Chordata; Testudines; Geoemydidae
Gene: AAR2
Product: AAR2 splicing factor
Exons: 4
Coding region: 256-1410 (384 amino acids)
Biological process (GO): spliceosomal tri-snRNP complex assembly
Source: RefSeq, a predicted model, not a curated record
GGCAGGGCCCUUUCUGCGGGGGCAAUGGGGCUGCCCGGGCCGCUUUCCCGGUGGCACCCGCUGGGCUGGCGGAAGUAGCUGCGCUUCCGGGUCCGGCGCUCGCGCACUGUCUGAGGCGCAGAGCGGGAGCCCGGUGAGCAGCGGGGCUGAAACCUCCCUAGCGCCCGGGGCGGGGCGGGGGGAUUUAACCCCCUGACUGAGCAACGGAGAUUCCUGGUGGAGAGGCCUGACAUAACGAAAGGACCAGCAGACAAGAUGGCAGAGAUGCAGAUAGAUCCAGACCUGGCCAAGAGACUCUUUUUUGAGGGUGCCACAGUUGUCAUUUUGAACAUGCCUGAGGGGACAGAGUUUGGCAUUGAUUACAACACUUGGCAUGUGGGCCCCAGAUUCCGGGGAGUCAAGAUGAUCCCUCCAGGCAUCCAUUUCUUCCACUAUAGCUCUGUCAACAGGUAUAACACCAAAGAGACAGGUCCCCGUACUGGCUUCUUUUUAAGCCUGCAGCAGCGAGAUUUGCAGAUUCUGCACUGGAACUCAUCAAAUGAGGAAGUGGACCUCACCCCAGCAUCUGAAGAAGAGAUUGAAAUAAUGAGGUCAAACCUCCAGGAGAUGGACAAGUUUCUUGGGCCAUACCCAUAUGAGACCCUCAAGAAAUGGAUCUCCCUCACUAACUUCAUCAGUGAAUCAGUGAUGAAGAAGCUGCAGCCAGAGAGCGGACAGAUCUGUGCCUUUUCAGAGGUUCUGCCGGUUCUAGCUGGGAAGCACACCAAAGACAGAGCUGAACAGAACCUGCCCCCAUAUGACACAGAAUGUAAGAGCUACGCAGAAGGCCUGGCCCGACUGCCCAAAAUGAAGCUGAAAGCUGGCACUGAGAUCCGGUUCACAGAGAUGCCAAAGCAGAUGUACCCUGAUGGUGCUACUCCUGAGGAAAUAACCAGGCACAGUAUGGACCUUAGCUAUGCUCUGGAAACGGUGAUUAACAAACGGUACUCCAGCCAGCCCCAGGAUGUGCUCGCUGAACUGCAGUUUGCUUUCAUCUGCUUCCUGAUUGGGAACGUCUAUGAUGCAUUUGAGCACUGGAAAAAACUUCUGAAUGUUUUGUGCAGAUCAGAGGAUGCCAUAGGGAAGCAUCAGGUCCUCUACACCAACCUCAUUUCUGUCCUGUACCACCAGCUCAGUGAAAUCCCAGCUGACUUCUUUGUGGACAUAGUCUCUCAGGACAACUUUUUAACCAGCACCUUACAGGUGUUUUUUUCCUACACCUGCAGCUCCACCGUUGACAGGACGCUGAGGAAAAAGGCAGAAAAAUUUAAAGCCCACCUAACUAAGAAAUUCAAAUGGGACUUUGAGGCUGAGCCAGAUGACUGUGCCCCUGUGGUAGUGGAGCUGCCAGAAGGAGUGCUAUUGGACUGAAUGAAAUGCUGUUGUGGAACCAAGCACUGGGGUUUUUUUGUUUGUUUGUUUAGCUUAUUUUUCUUCCCCUCUUCCCGAAUUUGCCAGCUUUCUUAAUUCUGUAUCUCAUCCUGUGAAAUGAACUUGGUGAUCCGGAGCCGAUUCCUGCUCCUGCUAUAGAAUCAGAUCUGGGAAGCCCAGAAACGCUGCAUAUUGGGUCUCCAGGCCAGAGCUCUUUUGUUGUGGGCUCGGGCAUUGUUCUACAAGCCACUGGGACAGAGUAUACCCACAUGAUGCAAUGCAUCCAGGGUCACUUUGAGUACUCAGGGAACCUGUAUUUCCUUAGCUCUUCUACAAGUGCUAGUUCAUGGACAUAACCACCUGUUGGAUGGCCGUAGCCAUCUUAUAUUGAAGAAGCCCUACAUGAAACCAUUUGCCUUCUAGAGUCUGGAGCCUGUACUCUAGCUUCAUGCCUUUAGAAUUAGGAGGUAGGUUGAACUACCUGUGAUCACUACAUCCUUCUCCAGCCCCAACCCAUGUUGACUGUACUUCUGCAAUAGCAUGCUGCGAUGGAAAAAAAUAUCCUUUUCUAAAUCCUCCUAUUCCAUAGCUCUGACACUAAAAUAACCAGAUCAGAGGAGUAACACCUUUACAUAAACACUGACAACACUGUAAUUGCAGUGGCAGAGAGACUGAAUCUACUUAGCCUGGUGUAAGAGAAUCUGGAGAGUUUGGUAACCAGAAAUUGAAUUUUUGGGCAGUAGUCACCUGGUAUUCGAAACAAAAAGCCAGCCACAGAUACAAGGUCAGAUUUUUCACCGACUGUUCUUGUUGUUUGAGAUCUCUGGAACUGUUCCUGUAAUUAUUUUUUGCUUCUCACUGAUCAUCUCAUUAAUAAUCAUGUGAGGACUCUGGUGUUCAUUCAGAGCUGAAUUCCUGUCAUUGUUAUCCUGUAAUUCUUACUCUGUGUAAGACAGUGGGGUUUUUUGUUUGUGUUUAUUUUUAAACAAGAAUCCCUACUGUUGUAGGGAUUAGGCUGUGUUCAACUUGCUUGUUUCUUUCUAGAUAGUUAGACUCCUUAAGGAAUUUAUUGUAUAUGUGCCCAACACGAUAACCUACUUAUUAGUCUUUCACAAUAGUAGUUCAAAAUAAAUCUUCCUAUGUUACUUUCCUAGAAAAAUAUCCCUGCAGUCUUUUGUGUGUGAAUUAUUUUAGCCAAGUUGUAUGUUAGUCUAUUAUUUUUCCGGCCUUAUCAUAGCAGUGUCAAUGUUAUUGUACUCGUCAUCUUGAAGUAGAGUAUCAAUGAUUUUUCUCUCAUCCAAGGACAGCUCAGACCGAGGAGGUAAACUAGCAUAGCAUAAUGCAAGAUACUGUGCGUUGUCUGUGAGAGGACACAUGAUACCCUGCCUUUGAAUAACCACGUACCAGUCACACAAAUAAGAUAGGAAAAGAUCUGUUAAGUGCAGGGUGAAUAAAAAUCAAUGGCUUUUUUGUUUAUAAUUUUUCUUUUUUUAAAAAUAAACUUGUUUAAAAUGAAAUCCAUGUAAUGCAAAAUAUGUUAAGAACUAAACAUUAUAAUUUCUUAAAUAAUUUAAGUAAUAAAUAAAUAUGCCGAAUCCAUGAGCCUCUAUCAAAAACUUUGAUUUAAAGGCUGCUUUUCUGCAUAAAGAAAGAUGUUUUCCCCCUGAUUCUAACUUUUGAAGUCAAGUUUUAUAAAUAUGGUACAAUAGCCUAAGUAACUUAGGAGACUGUGUCAUUUUCAAGAGACUUAGGCGAGUAGGAACUUAAGCUGCAGUUACUUUCACUUAGACAUAUUUGAAAAUUUUCCCAGACUGACCUGAAAUAAUUAGUAUAAUUCACUGACUAUAGUUAAUCCCUCUGUUUAAUAAAUCAUUUAGUUAUAAAUGUGAAUCAUGUUUUGAUAAGAGAAGUUUAUGCAUCUAAAGCAUUUCAGGUUGUUUUGUUUUUUUAAAAAAUUGUGCUGUUUUGUGAGUUUAAUUAAAUUCCAGUUAUCCUAAUGCAGCUUGACACAAAUCAUGCAAAAAAGUUAUUACCUAGUAAAGAAGCAUUUAACAUACUAAAAAUGUACAGUUAAGAAUCUGAAAAUAUUAAGCUAUAUAAUUGCUUAAAUAAAUGUAUAUAGUAAUAGUGUACCCUCCUAUAUAACUAUAGGUUAUAUCACUAAUGAGAAACACUAUUUUCUAAAGAAAGGUGCAAAGUACAAAUGGAAAAGUUGAUUAAAACGGAUGAUUUAAAUCGAGGCUUUCCACUGGGUGAUUUAAAUCCAUCCACCCUGGUUACAAGCAAUCUCAACCACUAUGCUCAGCCAUUGUAGGAUUGUUCUCGAGUGUGUGUUUAGCUAGUGUUUUUGUUCUGUCUAGUUUAAAUGAGUUGAGUAACGAGGGUCCUCGGGAGACCAUUUCACUCUAACAGGUAACAUCAUUAGCAAAGUUUUACUGCCUAGAUCUUCCUUUGCUCAAUUUCAUCUAGUUAGUGCAAGUGCUAUUUCUUAUACCACACAGUAGUGCGCUUCUCCCUCCCCCUCUCCUCCCCACCGCCUCCUUUGCAUAUUUAUACCCUUCAGGUACUUCUAUUUGCAAGGGAUACUCUCCCGGCAGCUGUUGUUCCAUCAAAUUACCUAUAAUUGGUGUUUCAAUGCUUUCAUCAUAGAUAACUUUAUUUUUGUUUUCACUGACCUGAUAGCGCUCUGCAGUACCAAGCAAAAGAACCAUAUGUGAUUUCUCCAUCCACGCUGACCUGGGAGUGCUGCAGAAACAGCAUGCUUGGCUCAGUGCUAAAGAGCUGUCUUCCAUUGCUCUGCAGUGACUGCUAUGCCUCAUCCAGAGCAGCAUUGAGCUCCAGUUCCUUCUCAUCUGGAAGGCAGGCUCAAUAUGAUGCCGUUUGCAGGGUGGGGAAGGAGAGUUCUCAAGGGAUACAGAACAACCUAAGGCUGCACAAUAUUCUGUUUCUGUGGAUCCUGUCAAAACGUAUACUUUGUAUGCUUGAUGUGUUAGUUUUAAUGUGAUUUUAUUCUACAUGCUGGUAAUAACUUUAAAAAUUUUUUUUUUUUUACAUCUUAGAAAUCAGAUAAACAAUUUUUCUACCAGUAAUUGAGAAAAUAAAAUGUAACUACCACCCACUUUUUUGUAGUCUUUUCUGCUACAGAUAAACUUGAUUGGUAGCAGUCUUGCUCUCUUAGAUCAUCAUUAUGUAUGUGCAUUAUGGGAAACUAAUGAAGUAUAGUAGAUGAGUUUGCAACAGUGAUACAGUAAGCAAUUAGGAUCUGGACAGCAGCUUUUCAAGUGUCAUGAACUAUCAGUGCAGCAGCGGGUGUGCUGGCUUUCCACUUC